This is a messenger RNA of Dendronephthya gigantea, 1717 nucleotides long. Its product is annotated as tubulin beta chain-like. The record is from RefSeq and is a predicted model, not a curated record. Gene Ontology annotation, biological process: microtubule cytoskeleton organization; mitotic cell cycle. Gene Ontology annotation, cellular component: cytoplasm; microtubule. Lineage: Eukaryota; Metazoa; Cnidaria; Anthozoa; Malacalcyonacea; Nephtheidae. Gene Ontology annotation, molecular function: GTPase activity; GTP binding; structural constituent of cytoskeleton. The coding region runs from base 191 to 1534 and encodes 447 amino acids. The transcript is spliced from 6 exons.
UGAGAAUACUUUACCACAAUAUAAACAGGAAAUACCACAUGCUGUUUCGGUUCGGCUUCUCGAAUCAAAAAUGUUCACUUAAAAGGAACUCCUUGUUACGUUACGGAACAAUGCCUCACAAACUUGUGAGAGGGAAAAUUAUGAUUUUAACAUUGUGAGUCUUGUUUAUACGGAAUAUUUUCGACUCAGUAUGAGAGAGAUUAUUCAUGUGCAGGCAGGGCAAUGUGGUAAUCAAAUUGGAGCAAAGUUUUGGGAGGAUAUUUGCGUGGAGCAUGGCAUAGACCCAACAGGAGCAUACAACGGUGACUCAGAUCUUCAGCUACAAAGGAUAGACGUAUAUUUCAAUGAAGCCACUGGAGGAAAGUAUGUUCCCCGUGGCAUCCUAGUUGAUCUAGAACCAGGAGCUCUGGACACGAUACGAGCUGGACCUUACGGUCAGGUUUUUAAACCGGACAAUUUUGUUUUUGGCCAGAAUGGAACGGGAAAUAAUUGGGCAAAAGGACAUUAUACGGAGGGCGCUGAACUGAUAGAUAAUGUUGUAGAUAUCAUUCGCAAAGAAUCUGAAGGCUGUGAUUGUCUUCAGGGUUUUCAGCUCACACAGUCUCUGGGCGGGGGUACAGGCUCCGGUAUGGGAACAUUACUGCUGUCGAAAAUCCGGGAAGAAUAUCCCGACCGGAUGUUGGCAACCUUUAGCGUCGUACCGUCGCCCAAGGUGUCCGAAGUUGUGGUCGAGCCAUACAACGCGACGCUUUCGGUUCAUCAGUUAUUGGAAAAUUCUGAUAUGACGUUUUUCAUCGAUAACGAGGCUCUAUACGACAUCACCUUUCGGACCUUAAAAUUGACCACCCCCACAUAUGCGGACUUGAAUCAUCUUGUUUCCUUGGCAAUGAAUGGCGUCACCACCUGUUUACGGUAUCCAGGCCAGUUGAACGCAGAUUUAAGGAAGCUGGCGGUCAACAUGGUUCCCUUUCCUCGCCUCCAUUUCUUCAUUCCUGGUUUCGCCCCUUUGGUUUCCAGCGGAUCUUCGCAGUACCAAGCGCUGACCGUGCCUGAGCUCACCCAGCAAAUGUUCGACGCCAAAAACAUGAUGGCAGCUUGCGAUCCUCGUCAUGGUCGAUACCUCACCGUCGCGACGGUUUAUCGUGGCCGUAUGUCCAUGAAGGAAGUCGAUGAGCAAAUUAUGAACGUCCAAAACAAGAACAGCUCAUUUUUCGUCGAAUGGAUUCCGAACAAUGUGAAAACAGCUGUCUGCGAUAUACCUAACAAAGGUCUAAAAAUGUCCGGUACAUUCAUUGGAAACAACACGGCCAUCCAAGAAUUGUUCAAAAGACUCGGUGAGCAGUUUACGGCUAUGUUUCGGCGCAAAGCCUUUCUUCAUUGGUACACAGGAGAGGGAAUGGAUGAAAUGGAAUUCACUGAGGCUGAAUCCAACAUGAAUGAUUUGAUAUCGGAGUACCAACAAUAUGAGGCGGCCACAAAUGAAGAUGACGAGGACGAGGACAAUGAAGACAUGGAUGAAGAAGACGUUGAAUGAUUUGCUGAAGGCGAACAAGGAAAUAAUAUAUAACCCUUGUCUCGUUACCAGGACUUCGCUUCGGGGAGGGGGGCGAUGUAACUCUGGGAUCGGUCUGUGAAGUAACCACAAACGUCCCAGAUUUUGUAGGUAUUUUAGUUCUGUAUUUUUCUUACCAACAAAAACCGCUAACAGCAAUUUUUA